UAUGUUAUUUUCUUAUUGUGAAAUAGAAAGUACAGUUUAAUUAAACAAAUAAGUAAAUCUUGAUGACAGGGAUUAUGGAUUUCAAAGAAAGUACAGGGGCUUCACAGGCAUGGUGCUUGGAAAGUGGAACCUGUUUCAAAGUAGACUUUUUUGACGAGGAAGAGAGAAAAAUUCAUUUCAAAUGGCAAGAAGAGGACGAGGAAGAAAGUUCUGAUAUACAAUUUAGCAUAACAGUCCCAAUAAAAGACGACCCAAGCAGUAAAUGGAUGUUUUGGUCAGAAAAUGAAGAUGUAUUAAACAAAAUAAUGGAAAUGCAUGACUACACAGAUGCAUGUAAAGACAAAUCUAUUUUACAGAUUCUUUCCAAAAUAGAUUGCUUGUUAAAACCAUUAACUGAUCCUGACAAUGAAUCUGAUGCUGAUGAGAUAGAAGAUGACUAUUAUGGUGAUGAGGAUAUUGAUGCUUCCAUGCCAGAGGCUGAUCAAGAUAUGGCAAGAGGUGCUGAAGGGGCAGAUAGUGGAGAAGAUGAUGACAUUGGAGCUAAUUUCUUUGGUGAUGUUGGUUCAAAAGCUGCUGUUGCAAGACUCAUGUCAGAUUUGAAAACUAUGAAGAAAGAAUCAUGUAAAUUUGGACUUGAUGGCAGUCCAAGGGGAGAUAAUUUAUUUAUAUGGGAUAUUAAAUUGAAAGAUUUUCCAGUAGACUCGAAACUUGGUAAAAACCUUAAAGAAUAUUCUGAAAAAUUUAAAAGAGAACCAGUAAUACAGUUAGAGAUGCAGUUUCCACAUGAUUAUCCAAUGACACCACCAUUUGUCAGAGUAGUUAGACCCAGAUUUAAAUUUCUCACAGGUCACAUAACAAUUGGUGGCAGUAUUUGUAUGGAAAUGCUAACAAAAUCAGGUUGGCGACCAAUUAAUGAUAUUGAGAUGAUUUUAGUUCAAAUUCGAUCAGAGAUAAUGUCUGAUAAGCAGGCUUCACUUGAUAUGAACGAUGCCGAUAGACCAUAUGGGGAACAGGAAGCAAGAGACGCAUUUAAUAGAAUGGUCAAACGAUAUGGCUGGAAUUCAUAAAAGGAGAAAAUGUUUGUAUGUGUAUGUUACAUAAGAGAAGAUGUGUGAUUCAGAGUUUGACUGUUAGUUGAAAUGACAACUGUUUUUUCUUACAGAAGAAAAUCUUGAUAUGGGAAGGCUAAAUUGGGAAUAAAAUGAGCGAGAGAAUGUUUUGAAUGCAUAAUUAGUAUUAUCAUCAAUCAUCGAAAGUUGUUAGAAUUCAUACUGUAUGGUCCAGCACAAUUGAUUCAACUUUGUGUAUUUUUACUGAAACCUAAUUUAAUGAAGCAGAGAAAGUUGUGAAUGCAUAAUUAGUUUUAUCAUCAAUCGUGGACAUUUUAGAUGUUAGAUUUCAUAUUGUAUGAUCCAGCACAUUCUUCAUUUGAUGAAAUGUAGUGUAUUUUACUGAAAUCCUUAUUUAAUGAAGCAGAGAGAUUUAUGAGUGAUAAUUUUAUGCAUUUGUUCACAUGCUCUUUGUAUCAGCGAAUCAGUUUCUGUAUUGCAACAACUACUCAAGAAGAUCUAGUAUCUUUUUGUAUAUUAAUGGUUAUUUUAUUUCUGUAAUUUGCUUUUUUAAUUUCAAUGUACACCUAUGCAAAAUAUGGCAGACGAUAUUUAUGUUUUGCCAUAUCACACAAAUAAGGGGUAAUAACAGUUUGAAUUAGUGAACUCUACUCAUUUUGUUUUUAUAUUUACUCAAAUAUAGUUUAGUUUAAACAUAUUUAUUUAUAGUGAAUUGUAAAACAAGUUUUGCAACUUAUAUUAAUCCCUUUCCACUUUGAGGGUGCGAGUGCUGCCUUGUAGCGGCAUAAGCCUGCUCUUUUUCGAAAUCUACAAGGGUGUCUUUAAUAAGUAUAAUAUUUUAAUCAUUGUAGAUGAAUUUAGUUCCUUUUUGUGGUAAUUUUUCUAUUAAAUUUUCUCUUAUUACUUGUAAUACUUACUUUGAUUUGAAGUGACCAAUGAGUUUAAAAUAUAUUAGUUUAUUUGUUAAAUUUUGAUUUGAUGAAAAAACUUUUCAUUGUCAUGAUUGUUGUAAAAUUUUAGUUUAGUUUAUUCAAAUUAUAAAACAUGUUUUAGUUCAUGUAACUUAUAUCUAAAUGGUUGUUAAUCAAUCUUUGGUUGCAUUUUCAUUAGAAGAAAAAAUGUUUAUGUGCUUUUAGUUUUAUGAAUUAAUGAUUUUAGAUAAAUGAGUUAUGAUGUUGAAUUUAAUUUUUUAUUUCAAAAAUAUAAUUAAAAGAACACUCUAUAAAUGACCACUGUUUUUGGUAGGUUGUAUUCCUAUAUCCUCUGUAUGCAAUUUGUUUUAUUUGUUUGCUGGAAAUAUACCGUUAUUUAAAGUGAAAACAAUUUUAACAAACAACUUGUUUUUAUGUAUUUGUUGAUUUACAUUAUAAAGGUUUACAGAGAAUUUUUUACAUUUUAGAAUAAACAAACAUGACAAAAGAAGUUUUUAUGUAUAUAAUUUUUGAAUUUUUGUUAACCUACUGAUUUUUCAAACUAGAGAAUAACAUUACAGAUAUGACUUUGUUUAUCUUUAGAGAGUUUGGUGUGUAUAACAGAUUUGAACUAGUCUUCAUUUAGUAUAUCAGUGAUUUUGUCAGCGCUUAUUAUAAAUCAACCAUUUUCAAAUAACGAAACUAUUUCUUGAUCAAUUUUGUCCCUUAGUAGAUACUGUUGCUUCAUUUAUUUUCAUGGGUACUAAUGUUUGUGGAGAGCUUACAUGUUCAUGGAUAUUUAAUUUUUGUGGAUUUGCCAAGGUCAGCAAACAAGCUUAUAGAAAAAUUUGUUACUUGGAUCUUGGAAAUCUACGAAAAAGGUGAAACCAAUGAAUAAUAAUGAAUCCACAGUAUAUAAAAGCAAAAAAAAACCCCAAAAAACAACACAUUUGUAUUCAAAGAAAUUUUUUCUAGAAUUUUGAUAAUUUAGAAAAUAAUAUGUCUUGUAUACUCUUCUCUAUUGUUGAAAACCAUAUGUUGAUGGUUGACCUCUAGGUGGUUUUUUUUCUUCUGUUGUUCGGUUGCUGUUUAAUUGACAUAUUUUUCAUAUCUCUAGAUCCCUGCAAUGUAAUUCACUUAUUGAAGUGAACAAUAACAAUUUUACGGGUUGAAAUGUAUAAAUAAAAGUGAAUAAUGAGACUUGAUGGCUGUCAGACAUUUUCGAUUGCACAUUUGAUUGAAGAUAGUCAGGAUAUAUUUGUUAACCAAUCAAUAGUGUUAUGACUGCAUUCAAUGAAAGUAUAUUUAUGUCUUGAAGAUAAUUUAAAAUUCAUUUAUAAUGUUUCUAAAUAUAUAACACAAUUAUCAUGAUUAUAAAAUUUGUACAGUAUUUUCUAAAUUUGUGAGCUUAUCAUAAAUCUGAUCGGUCAUAUAAAAACUAUAUCUUAAAGUAACUACUUUAUUUGUUUGAAGCAUCUGUUAUUAUAGAAGAUAUGGAAUUGUAUUAAGUUUCAGGCUGAUAUGGGGGGUGUCAGGAUGAUACCCAGGCCGAUAUGGAAAAGUCCAUGCAUUAAUCUCUUUGUAUUAUAUUAUUUUUUAUUGUUCUGCUAUCAGUCAUUUGUCAGUGGUUUAUCUCUGUCCAUGUUUCCAUCCUUUGAAAUUUUUGUAACAUUUUGCUCAUGAAUUAUUAUUCAGAGCAUUCUCAAAUUUGGUAUCAAGUUUAAUAUAUCACCAUUUUGAGUUGUCACAUGUUUGCUAUUUGAAUGAUGAUUUAUAUCAUACAUUUCAAACCAUUCUGAUAAAUUAAAUUCUGUAAUUUAACAGAAACAAAGAUUUCCACCCCUUCUGUUUGAGAAUGUAUUAUUUUGCACAUCUGAGAGGUAUGUAACUCCAACAUCUCUGCCAUUCCAAAACUAUCAGCUCUCAGCAUUCCUAGUAAGGAUCAGUGUAAAAUAGUUCUCUGACUGCAGAAAACUGUAUAAUCUUAAUUCUUCUUUUUUAUCAUUUAAUAUAUGUAAUACUAUGAUCUCAUUUGAUAUUGUAAGAUAAAUAAUAACUGUAAAUAAUUGAAAUGUGUACUUUUGAGAAUUGCAGUUGUAAAAAUGUAGUGUUAAAGGUCAUAUAAACAAAGCAAUGUCUUUCUAGGAUUAUUUUUGGUAGACUUGACAUACUGUUAUCAACAUAUUUUCAUAGAUACUUUUUAUACGUCAGUCAAAAUCUGUCUGUGUGUCCAGCGUAAACAUGUUGCACUGUAACUUUAGAACAACUUAUCCAAAUUUCAUGAAACUUAAGAUAGUUGUUUCUAAUGAUGAUGUAUACUUUAUUGUGAAAAGUAGAUUAAAACUUUUUGAGUUACGGGACUUUGUAACUAAAACAUGGGUGGUUUUUUUCUUCACAUGUCCCACCAUAUCUCAAAAACUUUUUAUAAUUAUUGCUCCAAACUUUACUCACUUCUUACUUAUAAUAAUCUAAAGAUCUGUACACAUUUUGGUGAUGAUUUAAACUCAAAUAUUCAUUUCAGAGUUACUGGUUUUUUGGUAAAAAAAAAAG
Messenger RNA from Mytilus trossulus (common blue mussel), 4531 nucleotides. RefSeq names its product ubiquitin-conjugating enzyme E2 Q1-like. The coding region runs from base 63 to 1067 and encodes 334 amino acids. The transcript is spliced from 9 exons. Gene Ontology annotation, biological process: protein polyubiquitination; DNA repair; proteasome-mediated ubiquitin-dependent protein catabolic process. The record is from RefSeq and is a predicted model, not a curated record. Lineage: Eukaryota; Metazoa; Mollusca; Bivalvia; Mytilida; Mytilidae. Gene Ontology annotation, molecular function: ubiquitin conjugating enzyme activity.